This is a messenger RNA of Manihot esculenta (cassava), 2889 nucleotides long. Its product is annotated as putative disease resistance protein At1g50180. Lineage: Eukaryota; Viridiplantae; Streptophyta; Magnoliopsida; Malpighiales; Euphorbiaceae. Gene Ontology annotation, biological process: defense response to other organism. Gene Ontology annotation, molecular function: ADP binding. Bases 80 to 2869 code for a protein of 929 amino acids. The transcript has 2 exons. The record is from RefSeq and is a predicted model, not a curated record.
AUUUUCUCUUCACAUCCAAACAAAGGGUAAGAUUUUAAACACUAAUCUAAGACUUGGUUCCUGAAGCUUGAUAACAAAAAUGGCAGAAGCUGUGGUUUCAUUUGUCGUACAAAAGCUAGGCGAUUUGCUCAUAGAAGAAGUAACAUCCCUCUAUGAUGUCCAAUACCAAGUUGAGUCAAUUGAGAGGGAGUUGACUCGGAUGCAGUGCUUCUUGAAGGAUGCAGACGCCAAGCAAAAGGGUGAUAUGAGGGUCAAUAACUGGGUGAGAGACAUAAGAGAUGUUGCCUUUGAUGUUGAAGACAUCAUCGACACCUUCGUCCUCAAGUUAGCAUGCCAAAGAAGAAGAUCUGGAUUAAUGGGGUUCACUGCAAAAUUCAAAUACUGCUUCAGAGAUUUGGCAGCAAGGCGUCAACUUGCUGAGGAUAUACGGAGUAUUAAGAGGAGGAUUUGUGAGAUUUCCACUGGUAGAGUUACUUAUGGGAUUGAAAACAUUGGAGGGGAUAAUGCCCCUUAUGUGUGCGAGAAAAUGCGUGAGCGAAGACGAUCCUCCCCCCAUGUUGAUAAUCAUGAUGUUAUUGGAUUCGAUGAAGACAUUAACAUGUUGGUAUUGCGAUUGGUAGAUCUAAGGUUAUUGAGGAGGAGAGUGAUUUCUAUUGUUGGGAUGGGGGGCUUGGGAAAGACUACUUUAGCCAAGAAAGUGUAUAAUUGUACCGAGGUUAAGAGGCAUUUUGAUCUUUGUGCAUGGGUUUAUGUUUCUCAAGACUACAGAGCAAGAGAGAUUUUACAUGAGAUUGGAAGAAGGGUUUUGAGCAUUAGCAAAGACAACUUAGCUGCAAUGAAUAAAGAUGAUCUAGAGGAGAAACUUUACAGGGUUUUGAGCAAGAAGAGGUAUUUGAUCGUCUUGGAUGAUAUAUGGAAAAUUGAAGUUUGGGAUGACUUGAAAGCCAUCUUUCCAGAUGUCAUGAAUGGUAGUAAACUGUUGUUUACUACCCGCAUUAAGGAAGUAGCUAUGCAUGCCGAUCCGAGCAGCCCUCUGCAUGAGCUACAUUUUUUGAGUGCUGCUAAGAGUUGGCAGCUGUUUACGAAGAAAGCCUUUCCAAUGCUGGUGGAAACUGGUUCAUUUGCUUGUCCUCCAGAGCUGGAGAGAUUAGGAAAACAAAUAGUUGCCAAGUGUGGAGGCUUGCCCCUUGCAAUCGUCAUUCUAGGAGGGCUUUUAUCUAGAAAAGAGAAAACCACUUGUGUUUGGUCGAGGGUGCUGCAGAGUGUAAAUUGGCAGCUGACUCAUGAUCCUAAUAAGCUGUUAGAAAUUCUGGCUCUGAGUUACAAUGACUUGCCAUACUACCUGAAGCCUUGUUUCCUUUACUUUGGUCUUUUCCCUGAAGACUUGGAAAUUCCUGCUCCAAAACUAAUGCUAUUUUGGAUAGCUGAAGGAUUUGUUCAGCAAAGGGGAGAAGAAGCUAUGGAAGACGUUGCAGAAGAUUUCUUGGAAGAGUUGAUUGACAGGAGCAUGGUUCAAGUAGUGGAGAGGAGGUAUGAUGGUAAAAUCAAGGCUUGCCGAAUUCAUGAUCUUCUGAGAGACCUUGCAAUAUCUGAGGCUAAAGAAUGUAAGUUUCUAGAAAUCCUUGAUGGUUAUACUUGUGAUUCAAUGAUUAGAGCUCGUAGAAUCGCAAUCCAUACCACUCUUGAUAUGUACCUGCACCUAAGGCACUCGAAUCUUCACCUUCGUUCUUUGCUACGCUUCACAACGUCUGAUGAAUACCUUCAGAGUCAUCAAUGGACACACUUCGGUGACUGCCACAAAUUGCUUCGAGUGCUUGAUCUCCAGGGUGCUAUUGUAUCUAUAUUGCCAAAAGCAACUGGGGAACUCAUUCAUUUGCGGCACUUGGGGUUGAAGAAUACUGGUUUGAAGAGGUUCUCAUUCCCCAUAAACAACUUGAGCAAGCUACAAACUCUUGACAUUAGGGCUACCAAGCUUAGCAGAAUGCCAAAAGAGUUAUGGAAGAUGCAAAGUUUAAGGCGCCUGUAUUUCCACAGGAUUGCAAUAACAGGGCGUUUCCCAGAUCAUGUUUCUGCAACAAAUCUCAGAACAUUAUCAACCGUCUCAAUAUAUGGAAAUAAUUGGGUUCCUAAUUUCCUUGGCAAGCUGACAAACCUUAGGAAAUUGGGCAUUGAGGGAUACCAUGUUUCUCAAACUGAGGCAUUGUCCAAUGCUUUAGUCAAAUUAAGCAGUUUAGAGAUUCUUCAGUUAAAGGGAGCUGAUCCUAUUUCGGAUCCAGUUUUGAGGUUGAUCUUUAAAUUACCCAACAUUUACAAGCUGCAUCUUUCAGGCGCUAUGGACAAGCUUCCUGACCCUGGAGAAAUCCAACCGAAUCUCACUAAACUAUGCCUGGAAAUGUCACAGCUUGAGCACGACUCAUUUGUAACAAUGGAGAGACUACCCAAUCUUAAGAUGCUCAGGUUGCUGUCAAAUUCCUUUUGUGAAAAGGAAAUGGUCUGCUCAUCAGGUGGAUUUCCUAAGCUUCAUUGCUUAGAAAUCCGAGAAUUGGAAAAGUUAGAGGAGUGGAGGAUUGAUGUAGGAGCCAUGCCAGGUCUUAGACGCUUGAUCAUCCAUGAUUGUGAAAAUCUGAAGAUGAUUCCUGAAGGAUUGCAGUAUAUUACCACUCUUAAAGAAGUGGUCAUAGAGGGUAUGGCUGAUGAAUUUGAAGCUAGGAUUCAACAAGAUUGUGGGAGUGAUUGGCAUAAAGUUCAGCAUAUACCAUCCAUUGUCAUAAGAAUAGUCCUCAUUUGUGAAAUGCUUGGAAUUUACUUCUGUUGGAAAACCAGGUCUCCAAUGCUUCCCAGGCCAUUUCUGCAAUCCUCAAGAAGGUAAUUCUGAUUGCAUUUCUGUUC